AUGCUGAGCCACACCACAGCACAGCAGGCGCUGGUGGAGAUAGGCGACAAGGACGCGGCGUUUGUGGGGUCCAGCCAGUGGAUCGGUGAGAUCGAGCUCAGCUUCAUCCUGGAUCACCCCUUGCGCCUCUUCCCCCAUUUUCACCCGCCGUCUCGCGCCUGUUCCCCUUCCCCCCACGCCCCCAGGUGCAUUCAAGAGGCGCUGGUGGAAAUAGGGGACAAGGACGCGGCGUUUGUGGGGUCGAGCCAGUGGAUCGGCGCCAUCGAGCUCAGCUUCAUUCUCGACCACCUGCUGGGGGUGAGAUUGGGGGUGUUGGGUUGUGUUAAUGAGCUGCUGGGGGCUGGGUUGUGGGAGUGA
Messenger RNA from Closterium sp. NIES-65, 357 nucleotides. NCBI's taxonomy places the organism in Eukaryota, Viridiplantae, Streptophyta, Zygnematophyceae, Desmidiales, Closteriaceae. The record is from the annotation of a GenBank genome assembly.